AUGACCAGCGUUCCACAGAUCCAGGUCUUCUCCGUUGAGGGGAAGGCUGACGCCGAACUCCCACUUCCAGAUGUCUUCAAGAGCCCAAUCCGUUCCGACAUCGUUCAGACCGUUCACGCCGGUAUGGCGAAGAACAAGAGACAGGCCUACGCCGUCAGCGUAAAGGCCGGUCAUCAAACCUCCGCCGAGUCUUGGGGAACUGGUCGUGCCGUUGCCCGUAUUCCUCGUGUCUCCGGUGGUGGUACUCACCGUGCUGGCCAGGCUGCCUUCGGUAACAUGUGUCGUUCCGGAAGAAUGUUCGCUCCUACCAAGGUCUGGAGAAGAUGGCACGUCAAGAUCAACCUGAACCAGAAGCGAUUCGCUACUGCAUCCGCCAUCGCCGCCUCUGCUUCUCAGCCUCUUGUCCUUUCCCGUGGUCACAGAAUCUCAACCACCCCAUCCAUUCCUCUCGUUGUCUCCUCCUCCUCCUUCCCAGACCUCGCCAAGACCCGUGCUGCCGUUGCCCUCCUCAAGGCCGUCGGCGCCUAUACCGAUGUUGUCAAGGUUACCAAGUCCAAGAAGCUCCGUGCCGGAAAGGGAAAGCUUCGUGGUCGCCGCCACAGACAGCGACGUGGUCCUUUGGUUAUCUACGACCCUGCCACUGAUGGAAAGGUCCUAAGCAAGGCUUUCAGGAACAUUCCUGGUGUUGAGACCUGCCCUGUCACCGCCCUCAACCUCCUCCAGCUCGCCCCUGGUGGCCAUCUUGGUCGCUUCGUUAUCUGGUCGUCGGAUGCUUUCAAGGCCCUCGACACCAUCUACGGCACAUCCACCUCUCCCUCGGGCACAAAGAAGGACUACAGCCUUCCAUCUGCCCAGGUCACCAACGCUGAUAUCGGACGUCUCAUCAACUCUUCUGAAAUCCAGUCUGUUGUCAGAGCUGUCAAGGGUAGUGCUAAGUCGAAGCGCGCUGGUGGACAGAAGAAGAACCCAUUGAAGAACAAGCAGGUCCUUCUCAGAUUGAACCCAUACGCCAAGGGCUAUGCCGAUGCCAAGUUGGGACAGACCAAGUACAAGGAAGGAAAGCCCGUAAGGGCAAACGCCACUUUCCACGAUGUCUUGAGCACUGCUUAA
Messenger RNA from Orbilia oligospora ATCC 24927, 1110 nucleotides. RefSeq lists its product as uncharacterized. Gene Ontology annotation, molecular function: RNA binding; structural constituent of ribosome. The record is from RefSeq and is a predicted model, not a curated record. Bases 1 to 1110 code for a protein of 369 amino acids. Gene Ontology annotation, biological process: translation. Lineage: Eukaryota; Fungi; Ascomycota; Orbiliomycetes; Orbiliales; Orbiliaceae. The transcript has 3 exons. Gene Ontology annotation, cellular component: cytosolic large ribosomal subunit; ribosome.